Haliotis rubra (blacklip abalone) is the source of this 6779-nucleotide messenger RNA. Its product is annotated as pecanex-like protein 1. Gene Ontology annotation, biological process: endoplasmic reticulum organization. Gene Ontology annotation, cellular component: endoplasmic reticulum; membrane. The record is from RefSeq and is a predicted model, not a curated record. NCBI's taxonomy places the organism in Eukaryota, Metazoa, Mollusca, Gastropoda, Lepetellida, Haliotidae.
UGAAUCCGGAAGAUGGACGACGAGAACAAAUGAAACGAAUGAGAAAAAUGCCUGUAUUCGACGGUCAAUCCACGAUGGUGAAAUAGCGAAACCAUAGCGGAGACACCCAUCAAUGGGUUCCCAUAUCUUAGACAUCCUUGGUCAGGGAAUAUGGGCUUCCUUGACCGGGGGGUGGUUUUACGACCCCCGUCAGAGUAUCUUUUGCAACACUUUCCACCUUUACCUGUGGAUGUUUUUCCUCGCAUUUCCACUAAUUCUACACCUUACCUUGAUACCGUCUAUCCUGGUGUGGACAGUGUACUGUGGAGUCAUCGCUUUGCUGUUCCUCCUCGUCAAGUUUGUCAACUUCAGGCUCCAUCACAUGUAUGACACCGGUGAUGUGGAUGAAGAAGAGUCUAAGUCCGAUAAGGGAAGCAAGGCCGGCUCCACUGAUUUGGCUAAAAGUAUUGAAAUCAGGGAUAAUGCAAAUUCUGAAGUAUUGAAAUGGUUCAACUUGACCGAAGAAGGGAGACAACUCCAGCUUUGGAGGGUGAACAUGGAUCCAGAAGGUUCAGGAGCCCACACUGACAAUAAAUUAUCUCACGGAGUUGCUCCCCUUGCUGAAAUUGAGGGUGAUGAUUUCAGCAACGAAACAGGAUCAGCAUCCCGGCACAGGCCAGAUAGCACAGAGAGCAGUCUGGAAAAUGCCCUGAAGUCGGACCUGCCACAUUCCAUAACCACCCAGGUUGAGGUGGAGAUCAACCCACACAUCCCAGACAACACUCCAGCAGAGAAGUCCGGAAGUAAUCCCCCCAGAUUGAGGGAAGAGAGUGACUCGGAUUUAUCCCCAGAAUAUAUUCCAAAGUUACGCUUACGCAGAGAAAGACGAGCAGUUCGCAGAUCAAAAAGUGCUCUUGAACCUAGUAAUGCUGGUUCCCAGUCUGAACCUAAGUCAGGGGGGAUACGCAUGUCUCUGCCUCCCCAUGCUCGUGUCCCAGUGAGCUCGGAACAGCUGCAGAGACAGAUCAGUGAUGGACAUAUGGUGAUGAGGAGGCUGGGCUCAGAUUCUAGGAUGGAUAGCCCAGCUGUCAAGAGACAGGAGAGGCAUGAAGCUGUGAGAAAUAGACUAAGGACUCCAAGUACUAGAUCUUUAGAAUUACUGAAGGAGAACUUGCCAAAGAGAUCCCAAAGUGUAACAAAUGAUGCCCUUCCCCAUGAACAGUUAAGACCUGUUGCUGUCAGUCGAAGUCCAUCAUUACCUCGCCCAGCAUCGUUGUCUUUGACAGCUGGUGGGAGUAGGCCCCGAAUGGUCCGACAUAGUCCCCAGUCUAGUGUCAGUGACUCUUCUGAUCUUAGUCUUGGUGAAAUAUAUAUCCCCUCUAUAGCAGAAAGGCCAUCUGUUCAAGGUCAAAGGUCAAGGCCAGGGAGUGGGGGAACGUCCAGUUCUGCUCACACAUUAACUGAACGAGGUUCGAGUCCUGCAAUCUCAGGUGGGGGUACAAAGAGUAAAGAUUUUGGAAUAUUUAAGAUCACUCGAUACUUACAAAGCAAUGAAGACCCGAGUAAGAGAGCCAAUCAUUCAACACAAAGCAGUGUAGUAGGGCUAGACUGGUUGUUCAGUACAGACAGUGAGUCUGCAACUUCAGGAGACAGCCAUUCACAGACUGAUGUGUCAGAGUCUACAAGCACAAUAACCAACGAGGGGGAAAGUUCGUAUGAUGUGAGCUCUGACCAACAGAACGCAGGGUAUCAGCCUCUAGCAGGUCUGGAGUGUACCACUACCCCCAGCAGCCCCAGCACUGAUGAGCUGGAGGUGAUGAGAAGCCAGGGAGCUAUCCCCAAACACUACCAGCGCAGGUCAGGACCAAGUGCUGCACCAGCAGGUGAUAUGUCAACCAGCCCUGGUUCAACAGAUUUAUCCGACCCAGAAGAAAUCAAGAAGAAGCUGAUAGAACUCCUGUGCAAAUCUCAGGACCAUCCAGAGGAACUGAAACGGUUCCGAGAGUAUGUUAGACUGCAGAAAAACCAGAACAAUAACAACAAUGAUGAACCGGACAAAGAGAAGCAGGAGGAGGCAUCUAAAGCAGAAAAAAUAAAGCAAGAGAAUGAAGAUAAGGGAAAAGCUGUUGAACAGGACAAUGGGGCGAUAGGAGGGGCCCCCGGGGGAGGGACCCCUGCCCCCAACAACACUGACGAGACUGAGUCCAAAUCCACCACCCCCACUGAAUUCUCAGCUCUGUUGCCUCUUACAGGGGAGAAGACACCAGAUAGUAAACCCCGGAAAGGAGUCAGGAGGCGAGGUGCUAAAAAGAGACUGGCUCAGCGUCGACGACGAGAUUCUCCCCCAGCAGCAGCCUUGACAAGCCUUGUGAUGAACACCGGCGGCCAUCUUGCCACUUCACAUAUGGACACGACAGAUGGUGCUGUCCAUUACUUUCAAGAUGAGAGUGGUAACUGGUUAACAUACACCUUUGGUGAGAACAGUUCCGGGGUUGCCUUGGGGAUGCUGGAGAACCAACAAGAGGAAUGGCAAAAUCAAGAGCAGCAUAACAAAAACCAAUGGUCUUCAGCCUCAACAUGCUCCGAUUCAACAGUAAUCCUGGACUCCCCGAAGCCAGAAGAGCGGCCCGAUUUGUUCCAUGACCUGGCUUUACCUGGCCCCCCUGGGGACGGCGGAGCACUACUGGAGAGUGGUCGGAGCAGGCCAACCAUCUCUGACACCUCGUCAGAUUCUGACACAACACACACUAAGUCAAAGAAGGAGAAGCCAAAACAUUUCUACAAACUGUGGUUGUUAAAGAAGAAGUUUUUGAAAAUCCGUUUUGAUAGACUUGCCCUUUUGGCAUUGUUAGAUAGGAGCUUGUCUGUGUUUGAGAACAUUGUAGCUGUGCUCAUGGCGGUGGCUGUCGGUGCUCUCGGUGCUCUAGUCUUGUCGUGGAACUUCUACCAUGACAUCUGGAUAUUUGUCUUCUGUUUUAUCAUUGCUGGCUGCCAGUACUGCUUGCUCAAGAGUGUACAGCCAGAUGCCUCCUCUCCAAUGCAUGGCUACAACAGAUUGAUAGUGUUCAGCCGUCCAUUCUACUUCUGUCUGUGUUGUGGCCUGGUGUUGUUGCUGGACUAUGCAAGUGACCGUGUCGGGAACCAUCCCAUUUCCAUCUACGGGAUGCCUUUUACAGCUGAAUCUUCUCUCAUAUUUGCUCGAGAUUUACUCAAGAUCUUCAUCCUGUGUUUCCCGCUGCUGUUUACGGCAGGGCUUCUACCUCAGGUCAAUACGUUUAUCAUGUACAUGCUAGAGCAGAUCGACAUGCAUGUCUUCGGGGGCAAUGCAACGACAGGCCUGGUUGCCUCAGUGUAUUGUUUGUGUAGAAGUGUGUUUGCUGUUGCCCUGCUCUAUGGCUUCUGUUAUGGAGCUCUCUUGGGUGUGGGAACGGAACAUACAUGUGGGGAGACUGUGGAACGAGAGGCAGCUCAGAAUGUUCUGUUCUCUGUGUUCUGUGGUGUGCUGGUAGCUGUCUCAUAUCACCUCAGUCGAAGUGCAAGUGACCCCAGUGUGCUGUGGAUGAUGAUCAAGGACUGUGUUGUGCGACGAGAGGAGGAAAAAACGGAGGAAAAACAGGAUGAGAAGGAGGAGGAGCUGGUUGAUCCACUUCCAGGCAAACUGAAGACAUGUGUGAGUGAGAGACUACAGUCGGAUCUGCUGGUGUCCGUGUUCAUCACUAUCUUCGUGUUUGCUGUCCACGUCAGUACCGCCUUCACCAGUCCUGUGUUGCAGCCCCUCCUGAGUGACAUCCUGUAUUACCUGGCAGCCAGCCUGGGGCUGGUCAUCCAUUACAUCAUCCCCCAGCUGAGGAAGGAGAUGCCCUGGCUGUGCUGCUCCCACCCUGCCUUCCAGAGCAGGGAGAGGAACUACUUUGAAGUCAAAGAACCAGCCAAGGUGAUGUGGUUUGAGAAGAUGUACGUGUGGUUGAGAUUCUUCGAGCGCAAUGCCAUGUAUCCUGUUGUUUGUCUCUGUGCCUUAACUACCUCAGCUCCAUACAUCGUGUGCAAGUUCAAAAACUUUAUUGGUCCCCUGAUUGUGGUGGUGUGUGCGUUGAAGAUGCUGAGGUUUGCGUUCUCCGACACCCCCAGGCAGUACAUGAUCCUCACCUUCACCGUCUUCUUCUUCAAGUAUGACUUCAGGUGGUCAUCCGAGAAAAUCCUCAUCGACUAUUUCUUCAUUUCCAUCUUAUUUUGCAAGUUCUGUGAUCUGUGGUUGAAGAUGAAGUUUAUCAUUACAUACAUCGCACCAUGGCAGAUAACUUGGGGGUCUGCCUUUCAUGCCUUUGCACAACCUUUCAGUGUGCCUCAUUCUGCAAUGUUGUUUCUUCAGGCAGCUAUUUCAGCUUUUCUUUCCACCCCUCUAAACCCAUUCCUGGGCAGUGCUAUUUUCAUCACAUCGUACAUCCGACCAGUCAAGUUCUGGGAGAGAGACUACAAUACCAAGCGGGUGGAUCACAGCAAUACACGCCUUGCCUCACAGAUAGAGAGAAAUCCAGGUGCUGAUGACAACAACCUCAACUCCAUCUUCUAUGAGCACCUGACUCGGUCACUACAGCACAGCCUGUGUGGGGAUUUGAUGCUGGGACGCUGGGGCAACUACACCCAGGGAGACUGCUUCAUCAUGGCCUCCGACUACCUCAACGCUCUUGUACAUAUCAUAGAAACAGGCAACGGGCUUGUCACAUUCCAGUUGAGGGGAUUGGAGUUCAGAGGUACCUACUGUCAACAGAGAGAGGUGGAAGCUAUCACUGAGGGAGUAGAGGAGAAUGAAGGAUUCUGUUGUUUUGAGCCAGGCCACUUACCACAUUUCUUGUCUCUGAACGCGGCUUUCAACCAGCGGUGGUUGGCAUGGGAGGUUGUGGUGACAAAGUAUGUACUUGAGGGCUACAGCAUCUCCGACAACAGCGCCGCUACCAUGCUGACAGUCUUUGAUCUCAGGAGAGUGCUUAUCACAUAUUACAUCAAGAGUAUAAUAUAUUACACUGUGCGGUCGCCGAGGCUGGAGCAGUGGCUGACAGACGACGCCAUCAGGGAGGCAUUACAGACCACCACCGAUGACGAUUACACCGACCUUGACCCCACCUUCAACAUGCAUGUAGAUGAUGACUACGACACCAAACUGUCGGGCAUUUCCAGACGCUCGUUCUGCGCAGUGUACCUUCAAUGGAUACAGCACUGUGCGUCACGGAGAGAGAAUAGUGUGGACAGUGAUAAGGGCUCCAUGCUGGUAUCUCUAUGCUACAGCCUCAGUCUCCUGGGUCGUCGCGCCCUAGCUUAUGCCUCUCACAACAGUGCCUCAGCAAGGUCAGUCCACAGGAGUCACAAGUUUCAAGCUGUUGAUUUCUUCCUGUUUGGCCUCCAUGCCCUCUUUAAGGGGGACUUGCGGAUCACCUCUCAGCGGGACGAGUGGGUGUUUGCUGACAUGGAGAUGAUGAGGAGGGUGGUGGCCCCAGCUAUCAGAAUGUCACUCAAACUCCACCAGGAUCACUUCACAUCACCUGAGGAGUAUGAAGAUCCCCGUGCCUUGUACGAUGCCAUCACUUCCCAUGAAAUGAACAUGGUCAUAUCACAUGAGGCUGACCCGGCCUGGAGGAAUGCGGUGCUCUCUAAUGUCCCAUCUCUUCUUGCCCUUCGACAUGUGUUUGAUGAAGGAUCAGAUGAAUACAAGAUCAUCAUGCUCAACAAGAGAUACCUCAGCUUUAGGGUUGUCAAGGUGAACCGUGAGUGUGUCCGAGGCUUGUGGGCAGGGCAGCAGCAGGAACUCAUUUUCCUGAGAAAUAGAAAUCCAGAGCGAGGCAGCAUCCAAAACGCAAAGCAGGCUUUGCGUAACAUGAUCAACUCCUCGUGUGAUCAGCCGAUUGGGUACCCCAUAUAUGUGUCCCCUCUCACCACCGCCUACUCUUCCACUCACCAACAGCUGGCUGCCAUCAUUGGAGCAGAGUUUAUCCUCGCCAAUGUCCAAAAAUUCUUUCAAAAUGUUUGGAAAAGGUUGAGGCGGCGAUGUGAUGCGACAUGUGCAGGGGGUAGUUCAGCAUUCCAGGAUGACCACAUGUACAGCGUCAGUCCCCCUCAUCAGUAUGCAGCAGCAGCAGCUCUAGGUUCCACAUGUUCUGGCCCAGGGUCGACUCCAACUAACCAGCCACAGGAUAUCCCCCUCCAGAGUCUGGGUAACCGAGGGAGCCUCAUCUCUACCGCCAGCACUGCCAGCAAGCCUAGUGCCCUGGCAUCUCUAGCCAACCUCAUCGGGGACUCCGCAGCAAAUAAAGACCCCCUGCCUCACAGAGUCAGGGUUUUGGACACCAGUCAUGUGUUUGAUACCGUGAAUCUCGGAAGGAGAAUAGAUGUUCAGUGGCCAAAUGACGAAUGGCGUCAGCAUGGAGGCAAGAAUACUUGGAAAGACUGGACACCCUGUAAAGGCAUGGAGGGGAUUGUGGUUCAUCGCUGGGUGCCAGGUCAUCGCGACCCCAAUCGGCGCUCUCAUGUAGACAAAACAAUAUUAUUGGUUCAGGUUGGAGAACAUUAUGUGCCAAUAGCAGAGAACGGUAUCACAGACUUGGGAGCGGAAGUAUGACAGAGGGGGACUUAUGCUUUUAAAACCUGUGAUAAUUUAAAAUAAAAUCCUACCGUGUGGCUAUGUGUAUCCAAGAGGCCCAGAAGAAUGGUGGAUGAUCAAGCAGGAAGUGUUUGGCAGUAGAAUGAUUGGCCACAGAGGUGUGCCAUGUGUUCACUGUUUGAGGAGUUUCAAACAUGCAGGAAGUACA